Messenger RNA from Acanthisitta chloris (rifleman), 486 nucleotides. RefSeq names its product tumor necrosis factor receptor superfamily member 6-like. The record is from RefSeq and is a predicted model, not a curated record. Gene Ontology annotation, cellular component: external side of plasma membrane; CD95 death-inducing signaling complex; membrane raft. Gene Ontology annotation, molecular function: protein binding; tumor necrosis factor receptor activity. The transcript is spliced from 2 exons. NCBI's taxonomy places the organism in Eukaryota, Metazoa, Chordata, Aves, Passeriformes, Acanthisittidae. Bases 1 to 486 code for a protein of 161 amino acids. Gene Ontology annotation, biological process: activation-induced cell death of T cells; motor neuron apoptotic process; regulation of stress-activated MAPK cascade.
AUGAGUAAUUAUGAUAUUGGAGUAGUCCCACAUGCAGCACUGGAACUGCAGAAUCACAAACCUACAUCAGAUGUUGACCUGAGCAGCUAUGUUGCUGCUAUUGUGGAGGAGAUGACAUUUCAAGAACUCAGGAUGUUUGUUCGUCGUCACGGUGUACCAGAACCUGUCAUAGAUCAAACUGUUCGGGAUUGUCCUAAUGAUACCUCUGAACAGAAGAUUAAGCUGUUUCGAGAAUGGUAUCAAAGACAUGGGAUAAAAGCAGCCUAUGGAACCCUACUAAGAAGCCUGAGAGAGUUAGGAAUGUGUGCUCUAGCUGAUAGAAUUGAGGAAAAACUGAAGGCAGCUGUUUACAGCUGUCAGGAAAGGGCACAGUCUUGUACUAGUGACACUGAGCAAAGCAAAACCUGCACUCAGGAAGGCAGAAACUUUUACAAUGAUAGUGCUGAACUAAAUAAAACCUAUUCAGGUAGUUUGGAAGAGACAUAG